Molecule: messenger RNA, 1374 nt
Organism: Exserohilum turcica Et28A
Lineage: Eukaryota; Fungi; Ascomycota; Dothideomycetes; Pleosporales; Pleosporaceae
Exons: 4
Coding region: 1-1374 (457 amino acids)
Cellular component (GO): mitochondrial outer membrane
Molecular function (GO): ATP hydrolysis activity; ATP binding
Source: RefSeq, a predicted model, not a curated record
AUGAGUUCCAACAAGAAGAGCACCCUCACGGGCUAUCUCCCCGACAUCCUCAUGGCCGCCGCUGCUCCGCUGAUCGCCUACUUUGUCAUCCGCAACCUGCUCACGCGCCUCGACCCCGACGCCCAGCAAAAGGAAGAGGCCCGCGCCAAGGCAUCGGCCGCCACCCGCAAGCUCGACGCCAUCCUGACCAGCAAGCGCCGCAAGAGCUACAGCGAGUACGACAGCGAUGACGAGACAGACGCGCGCCACCGCCGCCCGCGGAUACAGGACCUCAACCUCAACACGUACGAGCAGACGAUUGCCAUGGAGGUGGUGGCGCCCGAGGAGAUUCCCGUCAGCUUCGAGGACAUUGGCGGCCUCGACUCCAUCAUCGAAGAGCUCAAGGAGUCGGUCAUCUACCCCCUCACCAUGCCCCACCUCUACGCCCACAGUUCGUCGCUGCUCAGCGCCCCCUCGGGCGUGCUGCUCUACGGCCCGCCGGGCUGCGGCAAGACGAUGCUCGCCAAAGCCCUUGCCCACGAGUCGGGCGCCUGCUUCAUCAACCUGCACAUCUCCACCCUGACGGAAAAGUGGUACGGCGACAGCAACAAGCUGGUCAAUGCCGUCUUCAGCCUCGCCAGGAAGCUGCAGCCCAGCAUCGUCUUCAUCGACGAGAUUGACGCCGUGCUGGGACAGCGCCGAAGCGGAGAGCACGAGGCCAGCGGCAUGGUCAAGGCCGAAUUCAUGACACACUGGGACGGCCUCGCCUCGUCGACCGCAUCAGGCACAUCCGAGCCCCAACGGAUAUGCAUUCUCGGCGCAACCAACCGCAUCCAAGACAUUGACGAAGCCAUUCUGCGCCGCAUGCCCAAGAAGUUCCCCGUCGCCCUCCCCUCGGCCACACAGCGCCACAACAUCUUCUCCCUGAUUCUUCGCGGCACCAAAAUCGACCCCCAAAACUUUGACCUCGACUACCUUGUCCGCGUCUCGGCCGGCAUGAGCGGAAGCGACAUCAAGGAAGCCUGCCGCGACGCAGCCAUGGGCCCUGUGCGCGAAUACAUUCGUCGCAAAAAAGCCGACGGCACUCUCCGAAGCAACAAGGCCGUGGCCCAGGGUGACGUCCGCGGCCUCCGCACAGAAGACUUUUUCGGCCGCGGCAGAGGCCUGCGCGACCUCGACACUCUCGAAGAAACCCGCGAGGAAAUGAAUGCCCGUGUACGAAGCCGUGUCCACACCACCUCGGAAGAAUCAGAGGACGCCACCACGACGACCGAAAGUGACGACACACAGUCGUUGAGCCGAAGCGGCUAUGACGAAAACACUUUUCACGACUCGGCCUACCAUGGUGCACCCGGUACGACAAACAACGAGCGCGACGCUGUUGUUGUGAGAUAG